Molecule: messenger RNA, 2573 nt
Organism: Nothobranchius furzeri (turquoise killifish)
Lineage: Eukaryota; Metazoa; Chordata; Actinopteri; Cyprinodontiformes; Nothobranchiidae
Source: RefSeq, a predicted model, not a curated record
UGUUUUACGGUGUUUUGCCCUCCAGUUGGAUCUGGACGUGGCAGCGCUUACAAUUGCUCUCUGUACAUCCUCAAACCCUCUGCGGUGCAAAGCGUGGUUUCGUUCACGCACCAGAGCGUGACAGUUUCGUUUUAAGCCUUCCAGGGUAAAGGUCAAGAAUCAGGACAAAAUGAGGAACUUCCUGUCGAUCGUGUCCUGGGUUUGGUUCUACUGCUCCUGGACAACACAUGGAGAGGUCUUUACAUCCAUCGUUGGGCCAGUAAACUGGACGCCCUGACUCAGGUGUCUACGUCUGACCCAGAGGGCUACCUGGCCCACCCGGUGAACGCCUACAAGCUGAUGAAGAGACUCAACACUGAGUGGCCUGAACUGGAGAGUUUAGUGCUUCAGAAUCCAUCGGAUGGGUUUGUCGCCAACAUGUCUGUACACCGGCAAUACUUCCCCGAUGCAGAGGAUCAGACCGGUGCAGCCAAGGCUCUGAUGCGUCUUCAGGACACGUACCAACUGGAUUCAGAGGCCUUCUCCAAAGGAAAAUUACCAGGUGUUCACUCUAAUGCCGAGCUAACAGUGGACGACUGCUUUGACAUGGGGAAGACGGCCUACAACGAUGCGGAUUACUACCACGCCGUGCUGUGGUUCCAGCAGUCCCUAAAACAGUUGGAUGGCGGAGAGGAAGCUGUGGUCUCCAAAGCGGAGAUUUUGGACUAUCUUAGCUACUCCGUUUACCAAAUGGGUGACCUGCCUCGAGCCGUUGAGCUGACACGGAGACUCGUUGCUGUUGACCCCAGCCACGAGAGGGCGGGAGGAAACCUCCGUUACUUUGAGCUGCUGCUGUCCAAACAGCUAAAUGAGAUGAACCAGGCCUACCAGCCUGCCUCUGAGGAGUCCAUCCAGCUGGGGACAUACACCAGACCUAAAGACCACCUUCCAGAGAGGGAGGCCUACGAGGCUCUGUGCAGAGGAGAGGGGGUUCAGAUGACUAAAGCAAGGCAAAGCCGUUUAUUCUGUCGCUACCAGGAUGGCAACAGGAACCCUCGUCUCCUGCUGAAGCCAAUGAAGGAGGAGGACGAGUGGGACAACCCCCACAUCGUACGCUACCUGGAAAUGCUGUCAGACAGAGAGAUCGAGAAGAUUAAAGAGCUGGCCAAGCCCAGGCUUGCCAGAGCGACGGUUCGUGAUCCUAAAACAGGAGUUCUGACCACAGCCAACUACAGAGUAUCUAAAAGUGCGUGGCUGGAAGGAGAAGAGGAUGUUGUUAUUGAUAGAGUUAAUCAGAGAAUAGAAGAUAUCACCGGCCUGACGGUGGAAACAGCAGAAUUACUGCAGGUUGCUAACUAUGGCGUUGGUGGACAGUAUGAGCCACAUUUUGACUUCUCCAGGAAAGAUGAGCCUGAUGCUUUCAAAAGAUUAGGCACUGGAAAUCGCAUGGCAACUUUUUUAAACUACAUGAGCGACGUUGAGGCGGGAGGAGCCACAGUCUUCCCUGAUUUUGGGGCAGUGAUUUGGCCCAGAAAGGGGACAGCAGUGUUCUGGUACAAUCUCUUCAGGAGCGGGGAGGGAGACUACAGGACAAGACAUGCAGCCUGUCCGGUUCUUGUAGGAAGUAAAUGGGUAUCAAACAAGUGGAUCCAUGAGCGAGGUCAGGAGUUCAGAAGACCUUGUGGCCUAACAGAAGUGGAUUGAAAUUUACCCAUUUUCACCCAAACACACACUCCUUAGUGCCUUUAUUUCUAUUAAUGGUGCCAUUUGUGAUGCUUUCAGGACCUAACUUGUCGGUGUGGUCAAUCAUUUGCAAAGGAAUUAGAAUGAACUUUCGGAGCAUUUUUUAUUUUGAAAUUAUUGACUUCUUACCACAAGUGGUUAUGAUUCAGUUUAAUUGGAGAAAUCAAACAAAAAGGUUAUAAGCAUCAAAUUAAAAAUCAUCAAAAAGAGACCUUUGUUUCUCAGAAUGUUUUAAAUUAGCAUUUAUUUUCUAAAAGGUUUUAGUGUAUUUAUUGUUCUUUUUGAAACAAAUCCAAAAGCACUUUGGCUCUCAGGUGGACAUUUAUUCUUUCUUGCUUUUUCAUCUUUAGUGUGAGUAGUUGAGAUACAGACAAGUCAGUGUCUGCCGUAAAAAAGGAUUGAUGCACUAUUUGCUGUGGUGUUUUAAGACAAUGCUUUGAAGUCUUUGUCUUAAGGUUUAUUACACAUUUCCAAUAUUGUUUGUGGGGCUUUUUGUCCAAAGAAGUCCUCUGAUUAGGAACAAGACACUAAGUAAGGAAAAAGAAAUCCCGUGCUAUAUUUGAAUAAAAAAAAAUGAAUUAAAUAAAUAACAUUUUGUACCACAUUUGUAAAAUGUCACUAAUUUGAUUUGUGGUGACUUCACCUGCUCUGACAGUCUCAUUUGUCUGUUUAUUUUUUUCUUCUUAAUUCUGAUAUCCACUAAAGUAGCUUUAAUUUCCCUGCACACAUGGCAACACAUCUUUUUCACUUUUAAAUGAUUUAUUUUAUUUAUAUAGUGUUUAAAUUAUUAUGCUACUGUCUGCUCAUUCUGCAAGAUGCCAAUCUAAAGGUAAAUAAACUCUUAAUAAAAA